Drosophila ficusphila is the source of this 4701-nucleotide messenger RNA. RefSeq names its product active breakpoint cluster region-related protein (gene RhoGAP1A). Gene Ontology annotation, biological process: positive regulation of GTPase activity; signal transduction. The transcript has 14 exons. The record is from RefSeq and is a predicted model, not a curated record. NCBI's taxonomy places the organism in Eukaryota, Metazoa, Arthropoda, Insecta, Diptera, Drosophilidae. Gene Ontology annotation, molecular function: guanyl-nucleotide exchange factor activity; GTPase activator activity. Gene Ontology annotation, cellular component: membrane. Bases 394 to 4683 code for a protein of 1429 amino acids.
UCUCUAUCGCCAACACGAAAUCGUUUUUGUAAAAUCGGCUGGGAUAUAUAUGUGUAUAUAUGUUAAAUAUCCAAUGUGAAAGUGUAUCGUAUCGUGAAAAACAAGCCCUGCUAUUCGCCCUGAAUGAAAAUCGCGGCGGAAAAUGAAACGCGGUGAAGGCGACAACGCACAACUGGUGCUCGUUGUUACAUAAAAGGCAACCUCGCCCUCUCUUCGUCAUCAUCUCAAGGCAUCAUCAUUAAUAUAACAUCAUCAACUGCAUCUUUGGAGUGUGUGGGCGUAAGUGUAGGAAAAAGGAUCACGAAAAUCUAAAAAGGAAUACCGAAAAAAAGAAACAUCUCGGAGAGGAGCAUCUCGCACCUAAAAGCGGAGCGUCCGAAGAGGAGCAGCACAAUGAGCGUCUUCGACGACUUCCAACGCCUGUGGAUGCAGCGAUUCCCGCAGAGCUCCCUGUCCGAUGCCUGGGAACAGGAUGUUCGGGCCAGUCUCGAGCGGCACAAGUCGCGCAUCCACGAGCUGAGCAAGGAACUCGAGCAGGAAACCCUCUACGUGGAGUAUCUGGAGCGCCUGCUGUCCGAUGUGGAGAAGUAUCGCGCCUCGGGCGGAGACCCCACGGCUCUUUUUGAGGCCGCCAGCGGCAGUGGCAGUGGCACCAACAAUGGCAGCACCACCACCAAUGGAGCUCCGCCAGGAGGAAGUACUCCCAAUGUGGAAAAAGAGUUUAAAUCCAGUUUGAAUCUACGUGAGUCCUCCGCAUCGUCCGGCGGCAAGGACAAGGACCGCUUGUCCCUCAACACGGACAACAAGUACACAACACACACAAAUGCCGCUGGGAGUGGGAGUGGCAGCGGUGCCGGUGGUGCGCCGAGCGGACCGCUCCACUCAGCCCCGCCCACAGGGGCGGGCAAGCGAAUAGCGGAGCUCAAUUUCGAGCGGGAGGAGCGCGACAAGGACAGCGGCAACGAAAAGGACGCCAACGGAGCCUUGCAGCAGUGCAUCACCGAGCUGGCGGCCUCCAUAAAGGCUCAGCCGGAUAAUGGAGCGGUUGGCUCAUCAGGAGGAGGAUCAUCAGGAGGCGGUGGCGGUGGCGAUGUCGAAAAGGAAUCGAAGCAACAGCCGCUGCGCAAACCCACAUCGCAAUACGUCACCGUCAUCCAGGUCAAGGAGACCAAAGAGAAGGAAGGCGACGAUGAAGCCAGCUCCUCGUCGGGGGUCAAUGACCCACAGCAGCAGCAGCAACCAACGCCGCCCUCCACAUUUGCUCGGUAUGCGGAGCCCACAGCUCCUCCGCUGUCGCCAUCGCUCACCUCGUACGCUGCCCACGUGGAGGCCAAAAAGAAAAUGCCACCAAGACCUCCGCCAAAGAACAUUCGGCGCGUGGAGCCGCCCACCAUUCCCAGCCAGCAGUUGUCGUCGUCGCCCAAGCGGGAAACUCCAUUUGUGGGCAGCACGAUGCCACUGCCAAGCAGUUCCGGCGGCAGUCUCUCCUCCGAUAGUCCGGGCAACUCGCUGGAGCGAAAUAUCAAGCCCUCGGAUAUACUGCGCCAGAAGUCGUCCGAGAAUCUGGACUCCAAGUACGCGGCGAACCGCAAAACCACACCGGAGUUGGGCAAGUUUGUGAAUGUGAACAACCCCGAGCUGAUGGAGGAGCUCGGACGCAAGAUGGUGGGCAAGACGGACAGCCUGGAGCAGGCGAAGCGGAACGACUCCUCGCCCUCCGGCGGCGGGAGCCUAGGACGCACUGCCUCCACACCGGGUCGCUCGCUGACACCGGGCAGAACCGGCGUGGGUGCCUCGCCCACUGGCAGUCUGAGCAAAACCGCGAAGUUGGCAACGGCGGACAGCAGUUCGACCAGCAGUCUGGAGAAGAAGUCGCGCACCUGCCUGCAGGCCAGCGAUGCGGAGGGAGGAUCGGGUGCAACGGGGGCGAACCAACGGACUGCGGGCUCCAAGGAGUCGCUGGCAUCACAGGGCAUAUCCGAGGUGAUCAAGAGCUACGAGAGUGUCUCCUCGCUCAGUUCGGAUAGCGCCAAGGCGGCGACGGCGUCCCAGCAAGCGGCGGCGACGGCAGGAGGAGGAGGAGGAGCAGCGACGGCGGACAACGAGCCGUACUACGAUAGCGUGCCGCUGGACAACGGCGACGGGGAGUACGUGUUCAUCAAGCCCGGACGCACUGGUUCCUCCUCGAGUCGCGACGAUCUAUCGACGCCCGGCAGCAGCACUCUGCCCCUGGCCAAUGCGGCGGAUCCAGAAUCUCCAGGCAGGACCUCCAACUACGUGAACAUCGACUACUUCCUACAGCAAAGCAAUGAGACGCGCUCCAGUUCGCUGGACAGCGAUGGGGAGUACGAGGGACCGCCCAUAUUGCGCACCAUUUCGCACGACGAGCAGACCACGUCACAAACUACACCGGGAGCACUUCGCAAGAACUUAGUUUCAGCGAUACUUGUUAGUGGAAAUGCCCGCGGUGCCAAAAUACGAUCCAUUCUCAGCUCGAUUAUUCAGAGCGAGACGAUAUAUGUGGAAUGCCUUAAUAAAAUGAUGCAGUACAAGAAGGCCAUCCACGCGACCCUAAACACAUCGCAGCCUGUGAUCAAGGAGGAGGAGGAGAACACGAUCUUCUUCAAGAUCGACGAGCUCUACAAUCUGCACACCGACUUCCUCAGGGACUUGAAGACCAUCGUGUCGCACGAGGGCGGCGAUGUGCUGAUCGGGGAGCCAUUUCGUCGCCUGGCGGAGAUGUUCGAUCUCUACAGCGCCUUUCUGCACAACUACAAGAACGCCAUCGAGACGGUGAAGAAGUGCAGUGCGAAUAAUCCGCAGUUCAAGAAGAUCGUCUCGACCAUCGUGGUCAAUCUGCAGACGGAGCAAUCGCUGACGCUCGAGGAUCUGCUGCACAAACCGGUGGCGCGGGUGCAGAUCAAUGCGCUGGUCUUCAACGAUUUGCUGCGCGAAACCCCCAAUGCCCAUCCCGACCACCAGCCGUUGCGGCAGGCGCAGAAGAUCAUCCAGAUGUUCCUUAACCAAUUCAAUGUGGUCAACCAGCGACUGCCGAGCGAAUCGAACCGGAAUCUGCGGCGCAUGGUGCGCAAUUCGUUUAUCGUCGAGCUGGUCGAUGGACACCGCAAGCUGAGGCACCUCUUCCUGUUUAACGAUGUGAUCGCCUGUGCCAAAUACAAGGGGCUGGGACGCGACCGCAUCGAUUAUGAGCUCAAGUGGUUCAUUCCGCUGAAGGACAUAUCCAUUUACGAGGAGGCGGAUCCGGCGGCCGAGCUGAAGGAAUCUAGUCCCGCGAACAUUUCGCAAGUGAAGCGCAACCUGCGCUCCGUUCGAGACCAGUUGGCUUUGGAGGUGGCCAACAGCGGUGGUGGUGGAGUGCGUUCCGGCGACAAGUAUCGCCGCAAGCUGGCCGAUCUGGAAUCCGCACUGGUGCUGGCGACGCCCAAUCUGGUGCUGCGGCUGGGCAACAAGGCGAACAACAAGACCAUGACUUUCUUCCUCAGUUCGGAUUUCGAGCGGACGCAGUGGAUCGACUCGAUUACCUCGCUCAAGCAAAAGUGCAACCUGCCUGGGGCCAAUACCAUCAAUUCGCUGGAGGUCACCGCCUUUAUUGUGGCCAUGCAGAAGGGCAUGAAGACUGAAAUGGGUUCGUAUCUGAUGCGCAACACCAACGACGAGAGCCUGCUGGUCGGAGAUCUGCACAUGGGUGUCCAGGGGCUCAGUGGCCUGGAGCAGGCUGCUGACUUGUACAUCUGCAUCGAGGUGGACUCGUAUGGCCAUUAUUUCCGCAAGGCCACCACCAAAAUGGUGUGUCGCAGCCAAACGCCGCUGUGGAACGAGAGCUUCAUGCUGGAGCUGGAGGGCAGCCAGAAUGUGCGAAUCCUCCUCUACGAGGCCAAGGAACGGCCGCUCCUAAGGGCCAAGCACAUACUCAAGUUGAGUCUUAGUUGGCUCACAGAAACCACGCAGCCGCGAACAAUUAAGCUGAGCGAGACUUUGGAGCUGGGCUGCAGCUUUCGGUUCGUUCCCGGCGAGCUGUGCCGCGCAACCACCAAACCAGGAGCCCUUUUCGGUGCCAAAAUGAGUCAAGUAUUAAAACGCGAGAAACGCGACAUUCCGUUUAUCAUCAGUGCCUGCAUUCGGGAGGUGGAGCGACGGGGGAUGCUGGAGGUUGGCUGCUAUCGCGUUAGCGGUUCUGCCUCCGAUUUGACCAAGCUCAAAAAGGCCUUUGAGUCGGAUGCUUAUGAGGCGGAGCAGCUGCUACGCGAAGUAGACAUCCAUUCGGUCACUGGUAUUUUAAAGACUUUCCUGAGGGAGCUGCCCGAGGCCCUAUUCACGGAUCAGCUGUAUCCGCGAUUCUUCGACACAUUCAGCGCCUUUAGCAAUAACAACGAAGCCACGCGAAUCAACGAGCUGCUUAAAGUCUUCGAGGAGCUGCCACAGGCCAACAAAGCCUCCAUCACCUCGAUUCUAGAUCAUCUAAUAAGAGUCCACGAAAAGGAGGCGGACAACAAGAUGUCGCUGCACAAUCUGGCCAUGGUGUUUGGACCCACACUGUUGCGGCCAGGACAGACGCAGGUGAAGCAGAAGGAUCCGUUGGCGGCCAGCACUGUCGAUGUGAUGGCACAGGCUGGCAUCCUCUACUGCUUCCUGCAGGCGCGCCUCAAGAAGGAUUCGAAUUGAGAAAGCCGUCAGCGCAAA